Callorhinchus milii (elephant shark) is the source of this 1938-nucleotide messenger RNA. It is a transcript of the gene wnt7bb, whose product is annotated as wingless-type MMTV integration site family, member 7Bb. Lineage: Eukaryota; Metazoa; Chordata; Chondrichthyes; Chimaeriformes; Callorhinchidae. Gene Ontology annotation, biological process: multicellular organism development; neuron differentiation; positive regulation of JNK cascade. Gene Ontology annotation, molecular function: cytokine activity; frizzled binding. The record is from RefSeq and is a predicted model, not a curated record. Bases 429 to 1505 code for a protein of 358 amino acids. The transcript is spliced from 4 exons. Gene Ontology annotation, cellular component: extracellular region.
AUUUUUUUUUCCCCCAAAAAAAAGUACAAGGUGGUUGCGGUGGGGGGACGUGUCGCGCUGUCUAUAGGCAGAUCGGAGGGGGAUUUCAUUGUCAUUUUCGACCCAUUGUGAUUUGAAAGAGAGUGGGCGGAUUGCAGUGGCGGGGAUUAGUGUGUCUGCCCAAUUGCAGCACUCGGUCUCCUGAGAGCAGAGGCACUCUCCACACAACACUCAACUAUUAGCACAGCAACUCCCAACAACUCCAAACCACGGCUCCGUCAUGAAAGAGAGGCAAAAAACACACAUCUAACACUCCUCGGGCCCGGCAAGACACUGAACGAGGCUGAGCGAGCACUGCCAAGGAUCUCACACAAAGACCGAGAUUACAGAUUAGUAGAUAUCACAUUAUAAUAAAAAAAAGCAGGAAAGAAAAAAAAAAACAGGAAUUUAUGCAGAGGGCAACCAUGAUCAUCUUUUCAUCCCGCAGUGUGAUCCUGUCAGUUUACUACCCGCAGAUCUUUCUGAUCCUCACCAGCGGAAGUUAUCUAGCCUUGUCCUCGGUGGUGGCUUUGGGAGCGAAUAUUAUCUGCAACAAGAUCCCGGGUCUGGCGCCCCGGCAGCGGGCGAUCUGUCAGAGCCGUCCCGAUGCCAUCAUAGUGAUCGGGGAAGGCGCGCAGAUGGGAAUCAAUGAAUGUCAGUACCAGUUCAGGUACGGCCGCUGGAACUGCUCAGCGCUCGGAGAGAAGACAGUCUUUGGACAGGAACUCAGAGUGGGGAGCCGAGAAGCAGCGUUCACAUAUGCAAUCACUGCAGCCGGUGUAGCUCAUGCUGUGACUGCUGCCUGCAGUCAGGGAAACCUGAGCAACUGUGGGUGUGACCGAGAGAAACAGGGCUACUACAACCAGGAGCAGGGCUGGAAAUGGGGAGGCUGCUCGGCAGACAUCAAAUAUGGGAUUGAGUUCUCCCGGAGAUUUGUUGAUGCAAGAGAGAUCAAGAAAAACGCCCGGAGACUGAUGAACCUGCAUAAUAACGAAGCUGGCAGAAAGAUCCUGGAUGAAAGAAUGAAGCUGGAAUGCAAAUGUCAUGGUGUUUCUGGUUCAUGCACGACCAAGACAUGUUGGACAACUCUUCCCAAAUUCAGAGAAAUUGGGUACGUUUUGAAAGAAAAAUACAAUGAGGCUGUUCACGUGGAAGCAGUGAGAGCAACCCGUCUACGGCAGCCCACCUUUCUCAAAAUCAAGAAGCCCAGGACCUAUCGAAAACCAAUGGACACAGAUUUAGUUUAUAUCGAACGAUCACCAAACUACUGUGAGGAGGACAGAUCGACAGGGAGCGUGGGGACGCAGGGGCGGUUGUGUAACCGCACUUCACAGCAUGGAGAUGGCUGUGACCUGAUGUGCUGUGGCAGGGGCUAUAACACCCACCAGUACACCAAAGUCUGGCAGUGCAACUGUAAGUUCCACUGGUGCUGCUUCGUCAAGUGCAAUACGUGCAGCGAAAGGACGGAGGUGUUCACCUGCAAAUGAGGAAGUGAUCGACACAGAUAGAGACACUUCGUCCUAGAGAAUGAGGGACAGACAAAGAGAGAGUGACAGACAGACACAUACAGACAGACCGAGAGGAAGCAAGCAAGAAGAAAAAGAAAAAGUGGAAUUUGAAAACAUCUCAGCACAGCAUCAUUUUGCACAUCACCUUUUUUCACAAGAAUAACAUAAAAUGACCCUUUGCUUGAAAGGAUGUUGCAUCUUGAUUGGCUGAUGUUUCCAUCUUGCAUUCAUCUCAAAACUGGAGUCAGAUGCAAUUGGAUACAAAUGGUGCCACUUGAACCCUGCAGCGAUUGCCAUGGACUCUGGGAGCUGCAGUCUAUUUUUACGGCUAGUCUGACAUCUGUGGUACAAGUUGGAGGUGACCAUUCUACAACUUCCAGAAUGCCACGCACUUUACCAUCUCUCUUCCCUA